This is a messenger RNA of Myiozetetes cayanensis, 1394 nucleotides long. It is a transcript of the gene NOP53, whose product is annotated as NOP53 ribosome biogenesis factor. The transcript has 12 exons. The coding region runs from base 21 to 1394 and encodes 457 amino acids. Gene Ontology annotation, molecular function: 5S rRNA binding. The record is from RefSeq and is a predicted model, not a curated record. Lineage: Eukaryota; Metazoa; Chordata; Aves; Passeriformes; Tyrannidae. Gene Ontology annotation, biological process: rRNA processing; ribosomal large subunit assembly. Gene Ontology annotation, cellular component: nucleolus.
CUCCCCUUUCCCCUCACGAAAUGGCGGCGGGCGAGUCGUUCCUGCCCUUCGGCCCCGGCUCCCGCGGCGGCUCCUCCGCCGCCUCCCGCCGCCGCCACCGCGGGCCCCGCAACCGCAAGAAGGGCUGGAAGCGCUGGAGCGGCCCCGAGGCGCGGCUGGGCCGCGAGAUCGGCGAUUUCCUCGAGGACGUGGGGCUGCAGGAGCGGGCGGCGGGGGGUCUGAUUUCAGAGCAACCCAAUGAGGGGCUUUUCUUUCUGGACACGGGAAAUGCCCCCAAAAGUCGACGGCUCAGGAAGCCCCCAGAGAAGCCCCUUCACGUGGACCUCGUUCUGCAGCCCCUCUCCAAGGUGCCCCCCCCCAAAAACAUCUGCGCCCACCAGACCCCGAACGGGCGGAAGGAGAAGAAACGCCGGGAAUUUUGGGCGAAAAAAGCGGAAAAGGGGAUUUUGCCGCGGGGGGAGCGGCGGCUCCGGGCACGCCUGGCCCGGGGGGCACCCCCAGAAACCCCCCAAAAACCCCCCGAGCUGGGGCGCUCAGACCCCCACAGGGACUUCUACGACAUCUGGGGGGAGCAGGCAUUUUUGGGGCUCCCCAGACCCCCUGAGGGGCAGGACCGUUGGUACCUCCAGCAGACCAAGAAGCUGCCGGUGCAGAGAGGCCCCCGGCUGCAGACGAAGCCUCCGCCCUCCCCCCAUCGAGGUCAUCGGCCCGGGGGCUUUACAACCCCCUUCCAGGAGCACCAGGCUCUGCUGCGUCGGGCGCUGGAGGUGGAGACGAGGAGGAGGAGGGAGGAGGAGAAGGUGGAGAGGAGGCUGAAGGUCCACGAGGAACCCGCCACGCAGGAGUCGAAGCUGCAGGAGCAGCUGGAGGGGCUCCUGGAGGAGGAGGAGGAGGAAGAGGAGGAUGAAGAGGACGGGAAUGGGAAUGGGAAGGAGGAGCCGCCCAAAAAACGGGAACAGCCGGGAAGGAAAACGGAGAAACAGCGACGGAAGGAGAGGGAGGAGAAGCAGAAGAGGCAGCUCCAGGCAGGAUCCCGUCUGGCCACGCAGCGGCUGCAGGGGCUGUUCCAGCUGCGCUCCCUGCGGAGGCUCCUGAGGCAGCGCCAGGAGCGGCUCCGGCUCCGCAGGAACCUCCGGGAGCUGCGACAGAAACAGCGGGAACGGGAACCAAAGAGGCUCGGCAGGACACGGUACGAGGAUGCCGGGCCGGAGGUGCAGCUGAGCCAGGAGCUCCCCGAGUCCCUGAGGAGCCUCAGGCCUGAAGGGCACGUGCUCCGGGAUCGCUUCAAGAGCCUCCAGAGGAGGAACCUGAUCGAGCCCCGAGAAAGGGCCAAGUUCAAGAGGAGGUACCGGGUGAAAUACGUGGAAAAAAGAACCUUCCGGGCAGUCACGUGA